CACGACCGUAUAGAUCGCACAAGAUUCCCGCCUGCGAUGCUUGCCGGCGACGAAAAGUACGAUGUGAAGUGGACGACGAUAGCGCGACCUGCAAGCGCUGUCAGCGGCUAAGUCGCACGUGUCUUUUUCUUCCGCCACACGCCAGCUCAGUAUCGCUAUCAGGAGAAGAAGAUGAGGUCAACGAAUCGACGUCUCCUCGCGUUCGACAGCGACGACGGUAUCUUCAUCAGAAUGCUCCAGCAAGAGGCUCACAUCCCGAUGCGAUGCCAAGUGCAUCUUCGUCGACAGCCGGCCAUGUCGCUGGUGACGUGCCAGCGGCAAAGACGGCGAUGCUUGUAGGACCUGCAGUCGCUGAAGACGUGCGCAUACUAGAAGACUUUCUCGAUGCGCAUGGACUGCAGGAGAACUAUCUCAAUGGAAGCGGCAACGAUGUUGGGGCAGGUUCGCCACGCCUACGCCACGGGCGGGUCACCGCAUACAACACGGUCUUCUCCAGCAACGGCAGUGAAGAAGCAAUGGCCUAUGUCACCGUGCCACCUGGUCACGCUGGCCUGGAGCUGGCAAGACAUCCCGGAAAGACACAACUGGCAGCAAUGCAGCAGCUACUCGACGCGCCGACACGAGAUGAGCUCGUCAGCUUGUAUUCUCGCUUCGUUCACCCCCAUUUUCCGAUCGUGGACAUGCACGCCGUGCGUAGCAACGACGAUUCAAUCACGAGCACGCUCCUCUGUUACAUAUACAUGCUGGCUCUGCCCUUGUGGCACAAGUCUCCAACGCUGGCUGGACGACAGCCACCAGAUUUCGGCCGUGUUGUCAAUCUUGCUACUGCCGCAUUGCAGAGCGACUUCCUGGUGCCAACCACUUCUACCAUCACUGCCGCUGUGUUGGACCUCCUUGGCCGACCUGUUCGCACCGUCACGACGAACAUCUUGACCACCGGGAAGAUGGUAGCACUCGCGCACAGCAUGGGCCUCCAUCGGGACUCAUCUCGAUGGUCAGCUUCGCAAGAAGAGAAAUCUAUCCGGAAGAGGCUGUGGUGGUCGGUGGUCAUCCAUGAUUGCUGGGGAAGCUAUGCUCAUGGAACACCUCCCAUCAUUUCAAGCGAUCGCUACGAUGUGGUCGUGCUCGAUCCUGUGGACUGGGCGCCCGUCCAUGAUGAUCUCCGCGCGAGCCUUAUGGCAGUGCAGAACACGCAGUUCUGCUAUUUGACGCGUCACUUGAGCGACCUAUUAGAACUCGUCCAUGGCUUGAAGACCCGCUGGGAGGAAGUGCCAAGGAGGCUGAGGAAAAUCGAGUGUGCUCUCGAUGACUGGGAGGCAGACUUGCGGCGACUUUGCAGCAUUGACCUGCGCAAAGGUCCUCCCAGUGGCCACAGCAGUAUGCAGUUCUGCUUCUUAUCAGUCAGGCUAUUGGUUCAGCGACUGUACCUUCGCGCCGCUACCGCUCAGACCGCGUACCCUAUCGACACUGAGAAGCAAUAUCGCAUCAUGUCACUUCGGGAAAGCGCAAUCACUAUCGUAGACUACGUGAACAUGCUUACACCCGAGCAUUUCUCCGAGUUCUGGUUCGCGCACUCAUCGCAUUUCUUGGUCUCAACCAUCAUCAUGCUGCUUCGAUGCAUGAUCGAAAGUCACGAUCCAGACCAACUCAGUCGUUGUACUUCUAAGCUCAUUCAAUUUCGAGAGACCUUGCAGGAUGCUAGAGCGAACUAUGGCUGGGACAUAGCAGACAUGUGCUUGGAACGUUGCUCUGACGCGAUCGAACGGGUGACGCGAUCUUCUGCUUAUGGCCCUCCCUUCAACAACCAUCAGAGCCUGACUACAGGAGCUACCGACAUGCCACCGCCACCGCUGCCCGAUUUUGACAUCUUGGACGCGGACUGGCUAGCCCACUCUGCUUCAGGGCUCGACACACUACUUCCCACACAAUCGCUGGACCUUGUGUGGGAUCGGCAGUGAGAUCUGCUCGAACUUAGGUGUGUUUGCUCUCGCGGGGGAGCGCUACCUCGGAUAUCAUGAUCAAGUGUCUGCGGCUCACGAAGGCGAAGAGCAGAUUCAAGGACAAUAGCAGUCCAUCUUGCGCUGCUGCACUGCGAACACAAGGAGAAACCCUCGCUACAGCGCUCAGUGUGUGUCGAUAAUCAAGGCGAGAAGAAUAUUCGGGCCUUGAUUUUGCCAUGCAUCAGACCGACGACCUACCCUCAUGACGCUGAUGAAGUAAUGAAGUGCGAAUCAGGAGCGGUAAGGCGGGAAAGAUGUUCGGACCGGUGUCCACGAGCGGUCAAAUUUCGAGACGCCACAGGCGCAGCUUAUAGGACAAUCCCCACCAAAACAAUGCCCGCGCAGCAAGAGCCCAAUGACGCUUUGGAUGACCAAUAUCUAUGUCUAUACUCUAUCGACCUCUUCACAACACCUGCAAUGCAUCUCAGCACUCGACCACUAAGUCAGCU
This is a messenger RNA of Cercospora beticola, 2449 nucleotides long. RefSeq names its product fungal specific transcription factor domain-containing protein. Gene Ontology annotation, biological process: DNA-templated transcription. Gene Ontology annotation, molecular function: zinc ion binding; DNA binding. The record is from RefSeq and is a predicted model, not a curated record. Lineage: Eukaryota; Fungi; Ascomycota; Dothideomycetes; Mycosphaerellales; Mycosphaerellaceae. Gene Ontology annotation, cellular component: nucleus.